AUGAAGUGAUGAGGAUCGAAAACCAGAUCCAGAUGUUAACAUGGAGACUCCAGAUUGUAGUACAGAGGAUUUAAAGGUUUUCGAGGAGAAAUACACCCAAGAGUUUAUUAGCGGCAAAGUUUCAAAAGAUACACAAUUUAACUAUGCUUGGUCGUUAACACGAAGGCAAAACCCAGCUGAUAUCAGGAAAGGUGCUCAAUUAUUACAAGAUUUAUGUAAGUAUGGUACAGAUCAAAGAGAUUAUUUAUACUUUUUGGCCGAGGCCAAUUACAAACUUUCAGAGUAUCCAGUGGCCCUCAAAUACAUCAACCGAGUACUGAAUAUUGAGCCAAAUAAUACACAAGCUAAAGCUUUAAAGGAGAAAAUUGAACAGAAAAUGAAAAGAGAUGGUAUCCUUGGUGCAGCAAUUGCAGGGGCAGGCAUGGUGUUAGUUGGUGGAACUGUGUUGGUUGUAGCCGGUGCUGCAGCCCUUGUAGGUGUUUUCAGUAGAAAGAAAUAAGAUGGUGCAAUUGGGGCAAUUUUAGUUGGUGGAGCAGCGGCAGUUGCUGCAGCUGGUGCUUUAACAAUGAUGCUUCUUAAACGGAAAUAGAUAUAUCAAUAUUGCAUGGAAAUAGAUAUAUUGAUAUUGCACUGUAUGAUAAAUUGAAUUUAAUAGAUUUUGCGUCUUAUUAAUAAUAAUUGAUUUUUUCAUAUUUAUCAUUAAAAGUUGUGUAUAUACCAAGCUCAAUAUUAAUGACAAAGUGUAAUAAAAAUUCACUAUCUAUACAUGCACAGAUAGUCAACAUA
This is a messenger RNA of Xenia sp. Carnegie-2017, 786 nucleotides long. Its product is annotated as mitochondrial fission 1 protein-like. Gene Ontology annotation, molecular function: protein binding. The record is from RefSeq and is a predicted model, not a curated record. NCBI's taxonomy places the organism in Eukaryota, Metazoa, Cnidaria, Anthozoa, Malacalcyonacea, Xeniidae. Gene Ontology annotation, cellular component: mitochondrial outer membrane; peroxisomal membrane. The transcript has 6 exons. Gene Ontology annotation, biological process: autophagy of mitochondrion; mitochondrial fission; mitochondrial fragmentation involved in apoptotic process. The coding region runs from base 41 to 499 and encodes 152 amino acids.